Rubroshorea leprosula is the source of this 1143-nucleotide messenger RNA. The record is from the annotation of a GenBank genome assembly. NCBI's taxonomy places the organism in Eukaryota, Viridiplantae, Streptophyta, Magnoliopsida, Malvales, Dipterocarpaceae.
AUUAACAGAUUUUCGUAACUAACGUUGCACUCCCUCCAGCACUCACGCCAUCAAUGUCAGCCCAAAAUGACCUCUGUUUGCGCCUCUUCUACCAUUGCCGCCGUCGCCCUCUCCUACCAAAAGACUGACUCAUUUUUGAGGACAACUAAGACUCCUUUCCUCAGUGGGAAGAAACUCAGAGUAAGAAAGUACACAGCGCCACACCCCUCCUCGGCUCCUCCAUGGCUCGACAGCAGCCUCCCCAGAGACUUUGGUUUUGAUCCUCUAGGCCUGGGAUCCGAUCCCCAGACUGUGAGAUGGAACGUGCAAGCAGAGCUAGUGCACUGCAGAUGGGCAACGCUGAGUGCGACCGGGGUUUUCAUCCCGGAAUUCCUGACGAAAAUCUGAAUUCUCAACACCCCUGCCUGGUACACCACCGGGGAGCAGGAAUACUUUCGCUGACACCACCACUCUGUUUAUAGUCGAGCUCAUCUUCAUUGGUUGGGCUGAGGGGAGACGGUAGGCUGAUAUCAUCAAGUCGGGAUGCGUAAACACAGACUCAAUCUUCCCCGACAACAACCUCCCAGGGACUGAUGUUGGGUACCCCGGUAGGCUGUGGUUCGACCCUCUGGGGUGGGGAAGCGGGUCCCCGGAGAAGGUGAAGGAGUUGAGGACAAAGGAGAUUAAGAACGGGAGGUUGGCUAUGUUAGCGUGAUGGGUGCGUGGUUCCAACACAUCUAUACCGGUACCGGACCCAUUGACAACCUCUUCGCCCACCUCGUCCUCCCCGGCCAUGCCACCAUUUUUGCUGUUGAGUUUAACAACCCACCAUGUUCGGAUUCUUCAUGUUUAGCACUGCAAAAUCUUGCAUUUAACAGUUGUGAUGAUUUCGUACAGGCAUUCUCCCCUAAGUGAGGCAGAAGCAAUGGGGAUUGAGGUCAGAUGUUGGAGGGAAUAUUGAAGAAGUCGUUGGUCCGAGGAAGGAAUUCCAAAGAUGUGCGUAAUGUUACAACCUCAUGCGUAUGUGUACAAAUAUCUUUGUAUGAUUUAGAUGCCAUGGGUAUAAAUUCAGGUCCUAACAAAAUGUUUUUAUUUAUGCACCAGCACCGUAUUGUCUGAGAUGGAAAUCAUAAAAGGUGUGAUUAUUAAAGUGCGAAAAUCUUG